AUGCUAUCUAGUGUACUUAGAAUUACAGCGGAAACGAAAAAAUGGGCCUAAGAGCACUGCCUCUUCAACAUAACGGUGGGUUCAUCUCCACGACCAAAGUUCCGAUCGCAAGAACCUCGCAGAGAUUAAGCCGGAACCCUAGAUGGGUCGUGGUGUCGGCCAAGCAAGAGAAAGAUGAGGAGAAGAAGAGGGGAGAUGAGACUUCAUUGUUCACCAGACUAACCGAUGCGUUGGAUUUCGCACAGGUUCGGUCGGAGAAAGACGCCGAGCUUCUCUACGAGGCCCGUGAAGCCACCAAAUCCGGUGGCAAAAUGAGCAAGGAACAGUAUGGGGCGUUGAGAAGAAAAAUUGGAGGGACGUACAAGGACUUUUUUAAAUCAUACGUUGAAGUGGAUGGAGAAUAUGUCGAGGAAGGAUGGGUGGACAAAACAUGUAAGGUAUGCAAAAAGGACACAAAGGGUGAGGCAAGACAAGUGGACAAGGCAGGGAGAUAUGCUCAUGUCUCCUGUCUUCAAAAUCCCUCCAACUCUUCUGGAAAUUUCUUCACCAGACUCUUCUCAAGAUGAUCAAUCUCCCAAAUCAUAUACUGAAUGUGUUUGUUUCUGUUUUUUUUUAUAGCUAAGUCAUUCUUGCAAUUUUGUGUCUCUUAUAGAAAUCGAAAUUAUACACAUGCCAAAACAAAAAUUAUGUUUAUUGGGAUCUUUAGAAACAAAGACAAAACGAUAUCACUAGAAACUAGUUACAAGUCUA
Molecule: messenger RNA, 750 nt
Organism: Brassica rapa (field mustard)
Lineage: Eukaryota; Viridiplantae; Streptophyta; Magnoliopsida; Brassicales; Brassicaceae
Biological process (GO): positive regulation of DNA-templated transcription; chloroplast organization
Source: RefSeq, a predicted model, not a curated record